Messenger RNA from Alosa sapidissima (American shad), 1199 nucleotides. RefSeq names its product cilia and flagella associated protein 20 (gene cfap20). Gene Ontology annotation, biological process: cilium assembly; positive regulation of cell motility; regulation of cilium beat frequency involved in ciliary motility. The transcript has 6 exons. Lineage: Eukaryota; Metazoa; Chordata; Actinopteri; Clupeiformes; Clupeidae. Gene Ontology annotation, cellular component: motile cilium; ciliary basal body. The record is from RefSeq and is a predicted model, not a curated record. The coding region runs from base 414 to 995 and encodes 193 amino acids.
AUCAUAGCAACUCCAAAAAAAACAAAAAAGCAGACAGCUGGCAUGUGAGGUGCAGGGCAGAAAAAUAGUCGUAACGUUAGAUUUAUAUCUAGAAUUGUAUUUUAAACGAAUUUGAGAUAGGACGGAAUAUUCUAUUGUUUCAUGCGGAUAGGUUUUCACAUAUUUACAGAAAGAGAGUAGGACAUAUGUCCAUAGAUUUUCAACACAUAAACUUCGAGAAAAUUGGCGCGCGCGUUAUUUUUGUCCAGUUUUAGCUGGCACAUUUUGACCAUAGCUGUAAGGACCGGAACCUUUUUUCUUAAUCUGCCGCUGCUGCAGCACGGAGCCUAAUAACUUGAGGAAAAGCCCAACUCGCAUCAAAACAUAGAUAGGUAGUUGCAUGCACUUUGGCUUUAUGGUAUAAAGCUAGGAACAUGUUUAAAAAUACUUUUCAGAGUGGGUUUUUAUCGAUUUUGUACAGCAUUGGAAGCAAACCUCUGCAAAUAUGGGACAAGAAGGUGAGAAACGGUCACAUUAAAAGAAUAACAGACAAUGACAUCCAGUCUUUGGUUCUUGAAGUUGAAGGAACCAAUGUCAGCACAACUUAUAUAACAUGUCCAGCGGAUCCCAAAAAGACACUAGGCAUCAAACUCCCCUUUUUGGUUAUGAUCAUCAAGAACUUGAAGAAAUAUUUCACCUUUGAAGUUCAGGUCUUAGAUGACAAAAAUGUGAGGCGGAGAUUUCGGGCGAGUAACUACCAGAGUACCACCCGAGUAAAGCCCUUCAUCUGCACUAUGCCCAUGCGACUGGACGACGGCUGGAACCAGAUCCAGUUUAACCUCUCAGACUUCACCAGAAGGGCAUACGGUACCAACUACAUAGAGACGCUUCGUGUACAGAUUCACGCCAACUGCCGAAUCAGAAGAGUGUACUUCUCUGACAGGCUGUACUCUGAGGAUGAACUUCCAGCUGAAUUUAAACUUUACUUGCCUGUACAGAACAAGGCAAAGCAGUAGAGCAGCCGAUCCCGCUCCUCCAUUCCAGACGUUCACUGUACUGGUGUUAUUUCCUCCAAAACCCAGCUGGAGGUUCUAGUGCUUUUUGUUUUCAUUUUUACUUUAUUUGAUAUUAUUGUUAUUAUUAUGGAACCAUGUGAUUGUCCCACCCGUUUCCUAAUGCCUUGCUCUCUGCACAAAUAAAACCCUUUUAUAGGCACUGUA